This is a messenger RNA of Linum tenue, 204 nucleotides long. The record is from the annotation of a GenBank genome assembly. NCBI's taxonomy places the organism in Eukaryota, Viridiplantae, Streptophyta, Magnoliopsida, Malpighiales, Linaceae.
AUGAACGAGAAGGCGAAUGUUUCUAAAGAGCUCAAUGCCAGGCACAAAAAGGUGUUCUUCAUCCCUUAUCUCGUUACAUUUCCUGUUCGUAGCGUUGCUGAAAGGAUUUGCUUCCUUGCUCUGGCCUCUGUGGAUCCAUUAUCGCAGUUUCUAUCUGAUCUGAGCUCAGAUGUCUGGUUUGGAAUAUCGCUCGCGGAUUUGUGA